AUGAAUACAAUGAAAGGCAUAGAUUUAGAUGAAGUAUUUCCUUUUAUUGAUCCAAAUCCCGCUUUUGAAGCCGAUAUUCUUAAAAGAGCUAAAAUCCAGUUAGAUUCUGCUAAAACAUUUGGUGCAAUUUCAGAUUUAAUGGCAAGUUUAGCUCGGCACUUCUCGGCAAUUCAAAAUGAAUUAGCCCAACUCGUUAAAAGUCUCAGUAUCCUUAAUGUUGAAGAUCCAUACACAAGCUUACUCGAAAACUUCAGUCAAAUGUUCAACAUUUGGGGUCGCCAGUUCGUUUCCCAAUCAAAUCUUUCAUUGCAAAUCAUCAGAACAGUUGUUCUUCCAAACAUCGAAAAACUAAACACAGAUUAUCAAGAACAAAUAAAUCAUUACGGUAGAAGUGCGGAAAAUCUCGGUGUCUUUGAGAAGAAGAACAAAGCAGAAGAUGCUUCAUCUGCUGAGACUGCUUUUAUUAAAGCAGCUAUCUCCAGAUCUGGACAUUUGUAUUCUUUACAUAAUCAAGUUACGUUAGCUGAGAAAACCAGCUCAAGAGCAGUUUCCUUAGCAAUUGCUCAAUUUAUCACGCUUACAGCCAACUUAAUGAGCCAAUAUAUCACAGAAAAUCGCAAUACAAUCUUAUUUACUCAGAAUUCCGUCUUCGAAAUGCAAUCAGCCGUUAAGCUCCUACUCCUUCAGCGCAUCGGAUCCGAUCCUGAUAACAACCCAGCAACAACUGCUUCAUCGACUUAUUGGGAUAUGCGUUUCUCAGCAAACUCUCCAACGGUUGAAGAUCUUACAAAGCCUGCCGGAUCCGUCUGGGUCAAAGAGGCUCAUCCGAUUCGCUCAUCUGUUUGGACAAGGAAGUAUUUGACGUUCGAAGAUUCAUUGCUUGUUGCACAUAAGAUUUCGGAUGAUGACCAAGACAAACAAUGGCUACUCCCUCUUGUUACAGUUACACCACUCGAUAAAACCCGUCGUUUCGCUUUUAAGAUCCAAUCUCCUCAAGAACUCAUCGAAAUACAAGCUCUUUCUAAACUGGAUAUGGAAGAAUGGCUUACGGUCUUUACAAACCAUAACUUCAAAGUACUCGGACAAGAAGAGAACAAAGCAUCUAAGAAAUGUUGCGAUUGCGGAGCUUCUGAUGCCACAUGGAUCUCUCUUAACUGGGCCUGUGACCUCUGCCUUAAAUGUUCCGGCAGCCAUCGUCACAUGUCAACGACGAAUUCGAAGAUCAGAUCUAUUACAUUGGAUAAACUCUCUCCUAUGGUCGUAGACAUGAUGACAGAAUUGGAGGGAGACUGUAACAGGCUCUUGCUCGCGAAGACUCCAAAGGAUAAAAUCAAUUCCAGAUCAGAAGACACCGUAAGAGACCAAUACAUCACUCGCAAGUACGUAAACUUCGAAUGGGCUUCAUCUGAACCUGUUCCAGACCCAUUCACCACAAUUUUGAAUCAUAAUAUUCACGCUCUUUUCCACGCCGCUCAUUUUGGAAAAAUCGAUGAACUCGACCAAGGAAUAACACCUCUACAUGCUGCAUGUUCGAUCGGCGAUAAGAAUGCCGUUUGUCUUUUGACUUAUUGCGUUCAAUCAAUGAACGUAAGGGAUCCAAGAGGCUGGACGCCGCUUUGUUAUGCAGUAUUCUUCCAACACGUAGAGAUUAUUCAGUUCUUGCUCGCAAACGGCGCGGAUGCAAAGGAUGUCGGUAUAAAUCUGUACCAACUCGCCAUAGCAACAAAGAAUAUGAAGGUCGCAAGAAUGAUUCUCAUCGUUGCCAACCCAUUGAGAAACGAUGAGAACGUUUUCCAGCCAAUUACCCUCAAAUACGCUCCUCCAGGAACUCCUGAAAACUACAAGUUGAUACUCAAGCCUACUACAACUUGA
This is a messenger RNA of Trichomonas vaginalis G3, 1872 nucleotides long. Its product is annotated as GTPase activator protein. Lineage: Eukaryota; Parabasalia; Trichomonadida; Trichomonadidae. The transcript has a single exon. Gene Ontology annotation, molecular function: protein binding; GTPase activator activity. The coding region runs from base 1 to 1872 and encodes 623 amino acids. The record is from RefSeq and is a predicted model, not a curated record.